This is a messenger RNA of Porites evermanni, 3695 nucleotides long. The record is from the annotation of a GenBank genome assembly. Lineage: Eukaryota; Metazoa; Cnidaria; Anthozoa; Scleractinia; Poritidae.
AUGGAACCAUGGGCACCGAAGAAGCAUUACGAUGAUGCAUAUUCAUAUGUCAUGAAAAACGGUGUUUCGAAAAUAAACGACUUCUUUGAGGAGAAACUGAAGAAUUCUGCGGGAGAAGUAAAGGUAAAGACCGCAAUCGUUGGCACAACUGGAUCCGGAAAAUCUACUUUUAUCAACACGUUACUAAGGUGAGAAAAAAUGGAAGCAUUUUUAUAUUUGUUUUUCAAGGAAAGUUAUUUUAAAAGGUGCUGUUAGUCUUAGCAGACGAAAAUUGAUUGCCGGCUUUUUCCAAGCGAAAUUAAUGGCGAUCGUGUUUCUUGUUGAAACGCUACUACUUGUAAAUAAGUCCAAUAAAGGCAUCGAAUGUGACAAUGUUUAAGUAAAGCAGUUUUCUGCAGCCUCAUCAAAAUCUGUUAGACUAUCUCUAUUUUAAUGUAAGGGAAAUUUCCCAUGUUUACAUGGUCAGUGAAACUUCCACUUAUUUACAGAGGAGUAAACUCCUUUGUUUCACUUUCACCCGGAAGUCUGAAAGAAAACCGAAAGUGGAAGUAGCAUUGCAAAAUUAUAUAAAUUAUUUGUUUUUUGUAUCGUACUUAUUAGAGACUUGAACAAAAUAAUAUAAAUCAAGACAAUUUUGACAUCAAACCGUAAAAAAAUUAAGAAUUUUUGAGUCAAUAAGCUCGGAUCCAAACUGAUGUGAUUAUACAGUACUGUUGUCUCAACCAAUUUCGGAUUUCCGAGAAAACAGACGUAUGAAACCGUGAAAACCGUCGUCUGGUGAAAACAAAGGGAUCUUGUAUAUUUAUGCUCUUCAGAUACGAGUUAUGUUCCAUUUGUCUUGUCUCUUGGUGUUCAUGCAAAUGUUUCCUAAUAUUCUCCAAAGUAACUGAAGUCGAAGUUGGAAUUGGAAAUAUACGCAGUUUUACAAAUAAGGGGAAACACACACUUCCACGACUACUAGGGUUGCUUCGAGGAAACAACCGUUACCUGCUUUACUUCUACAAAGAAACUUCAUUGGGCGCAGUCCAUUUGAAAUAUAUCACGGUCUACUUAUUAAUAAAGGUUUCAAACUUAAGAUCACAUAGAGUGGAAUAUAUCUUUCUAACAUCGCAUAAUUUAAGGAAAAAUUAUAGCUUUGAAAAUCAUGUAAAAUAUUUUGAAAUUGCUAUCUCGGGCAAGUCCGCUCCAUUCGGUUUUAUUCAGUCUUGAAUUUUUGGUUCAAUCUUGACUCAAUCGGUCGCAGUAAUUUCACCAAUAGACCAAUUCAUACUUGGCUGCGAGGCUCAGUUGGGGGAAUAAAACAAAAGAAAUCCUCUUGAGGCUCAGCAAUGAAUAAUACAUUCUUUUGUUUUAUUCCCCUAUGGAACCAAGUAUGAAUUUUAUUAUAACGAAAUUGGUCUAUUUAAUGUCCAUCUUUGUCAAUCCCUCGGACGUGCACGCAAAGUCAUACACCCACCGUAGCACAAGGGAUGGACCCCCCCCCCCCCCCCCUCUUUCCCCACUUUUUUUCCGCUUUUCCCCCAAUGGGAAAGCCGUUUUUUUUUUCCACAAAAUUUUGUUUGUUUCUUUGUGGGUGGCAUCGCGUGGGGCCUUUGGGGUCACCGCCUCGGCCGAAUCCUGGUUUUUUUUUUAAAAUUGAAAAAAAGUGUAAAAACAUCCAAAAAUGCAAAUAUAUACUAAUACUUUCUUUUUUUUUAUUCCCUGAUGAAACCAAGUAUGAAUUUAUUUAAAACGAAAUUGGUCUAUUUAAUGUCCAUCUUUUUCAACCCCCCGGCCGUCCCCCCAAAGCAAAACCCCCCCCUUAGCAAAAGGGGGGGCCCCCCCCCCCCUCAGUUUUUGACCAUUUUUUUGACGAUUUUCCCUCAAGUGGAAAGCCGUUGAUUUUCUCAACAAGAUUUGGUAUGUUUCAUUGGUGGUGGCACUGCUGGCGGCCUGUGAGGUCACCAUCGCGGCCGAAAUCUUGGAUUUUAUCAAGAAUUGGAAAUCAGGUUAAAAACCGUCAAAAUUGACAUGUAAAUAACACAUAAAUAAGUACUUUACAUCAUUUUAUUCAAAAGCUUCACUUUAAUUAUCGCUGAAAAAAGUUUAGAAAACGUGCAUUUUCACAAAAAAUGGCUAGACCACCAGCUACCUAUGACGUCAUAUCUCGUUACCAUAGAAACUUACCAUCACAAAACCUGUCUCAAAAUGUACGCGAGCAAUAAACGAACAGCUACCGAAAACGUCAGGUGCCAAUGUUUAAUCGUCUAGGAAAAAAAAUCAGAAAAACCUCAGAGGGGGUGGCAACAACUCCCCCCUCCCCUCCUGAAACGUCCGAGGGUUAAAUCGUAUUUUUCGUUUCUUAAAGAACUGUCCACUACAAAAUGAUGUUAUUUUACUAAAUAAUAAUAAUAAUAAGCUGAUUUUUAUCUCCAUAUUUGCUCUGCUGCUCAAUGGUUAUUGAAAGUAAAUACAGCAAGGCCGAAGUGUUUCCCAAGUUUCGUUACCCUCUUUCUCUGUUUGUUGGCCGGGGAAAAAUAGGAGGACAAGAAAGAGUCAUAGCCAGACGGGGAAUCUACAAAGCGCGAUGUUGAAACAUGUUAUGAAAAAAUAGCUAAUCAGAAACUGAACGGAGGAAUAGUUUUAUGAACUUCAAUCACUGUAUUCCAUUUUUCAGGCUUGAAGACUCUGCCAAAGGAGCUGCCAAGGUUGGUGUAACUGAGUCUACUCAAGAUUGUCAACGGUAUGAAGACCCAGAUAAUGCUAACAUUGAAUAUUGGGAUUUACCAGGAAUGGGGACCGACAACUUCCCUGCAGAGACAUACUUUCAAGAUGUGAAGUUGAAUGAAUACGACACAUUCGUAAUCUUCAUAGAUACCCGCUUCAGAAAGGACGACCUCGAAUUGGCCCGUGAAAUUACAUCACACCGUAAGAAGUAUUUCUUUGUUCGCGCAAAAAUUGAUCAAGAUGUUAGAAGUGCCAAACGGUCAUGCGGCGAAUCAUUUAAUGAGGCUGAUGUGCUGGCAAAAAUUCGAAGUGAGUGUUCGGAAAAACUGGGUGACCUGCUGAGCAAUGAGGAAAAGAUAUUCCUGAUAAGCUGCCAUGGUUUUGAGAAGUGUCGUGAAAAGUGUGAAGAGCGUGGUGAAAAGUGUGGUGAGAAGUGUGGUGAAAAGUAUCAGUUGGAACCUCUCAUAAAAGCCAACCGAGAUGUGUUGUAUCAAAAUCAACAAGAUGCUAUGAUCCGUUUGCUGGAAAAGGCGUCGAUGGCGGCUCUAGAGGAAAAAGUUAAGGUUCUUGGAGGGGAUAUAUGGAAGACUAGUGCAUGGUCUGGUGUUGCUGCAGUGGUUCCUGUAGUAUCCAUUGGUGUUGACGUCUUGCUUAUUAAGAAAGAAUUUAAGCGUUACAAAACCGAGCUUGGUAUUCCUGAAGAAAAAUCGGAUGAAUUUGAGAACCUAGACCCCACCUCCAAAGCUAAAGUUAGCUUAACAUUAAAACUUCUGACCGAAUUUACUGCCAAAGGCAUCGGUGCCCUAGCAGCCGCUUAUGCCGUAGAAACACAAAUUGAAAAGGUGUUUUCUUUUCUUCCAGCCGGGCUGAUUAUUGCCUGUCCACUGUCAGGUAUUACCACAUAUAAAGUUCUCGACUACAUUUUGAAAGCAAUGGCGGAUACAGCAUUUGCAAUCCUAGUCGGAGUAAUCAAAUCGAAAAAAAAAUAG